AAACCAAUCAGGUUUCGUUUCCGACUGUCGGAGGUGAGACAUAAAGAGCAGCUGACGGGUCCCCACAGACAUUCUACCAGGAUGCUUUCAUGGGGAGAGAACUGCCAGCAGGGCUUCCGGCUGAGAGAUGGCUCGAAUGUCUCAGCAGGCGAUGGAGUUCACCUAUUAAACCUCGGCUUUGACAUCACGGAUCUCUCAGCAGGUCACAGCGUGCUGGCUUUCAUCAAAAGCAACGGAGAUGCCGCCAUCAUUCGCACAACAGAGAGCCAGGAUGGGAGAAGAGUCAGAGGAAAACAGAAGUUAGUGAAGUGUAGAGAGAAGAUUCAAGCCGUGUUCUGUGAUGAUCAUACGGUCACCCUGCUCUCUAAGGGAGGAAAAGUUCUCUUUGUGGACACAACUCGCACUUACAUUCCGAGGCCCCUGGAAGCUUUUUGUAACAUACCUGUGUCUCAGGUUGCUUGCGGGAGCCAGCACUCAGUGGCCCUCACCAAAGGUGGUCAGGUGUACACAUGGGGCCGGAACUCCAGGGGCCAGCUGGGUCUGGGGAGGAGUGAGACCUUCAUUGACUCGCCCCAACGCCUGGGGGGUCUGUCGGCGCUCCCCCUGGUCCUGGUGGCAGCAGGGGGAGAGCAGAGCUUCGCCCUCUGCGUCUCCGGGGCCGUGUUGGGCUGGGGCCGAAACGACUGUGGGCAGCUGGGGCUGGGAGACAAAGCAGACAGACCAAAACCAACUCCCGUUUGCUACCUGAACACAAAGAAAUCAAGUCACAUUUCCUGUGGAAAGGAGCACACUGCGGUUUUGACAAAGAAUGGUGCCGUGUUCACAUUCGGCUCUGGUCAAUAUGGACAGCUUGGGCACAACUCAUUCUGUGAUGAACUACGACCUCGGCUUGUUGCAGAGCUCUUUGGGGCAAAGGUCACCAAGAUUGCAUGUGGAUGGCAUCACACAUUAGUGCUGACGGAGUCCAGGAGGGUUCACUCCUUUGGCCGUGGAGAGUGUGGGCAGCUGGGACAUGCAGAGGAGAGUCAUCCGUCCGUGCCGCUCCCUGUUCAGCUACCACAGGACACCAAUCAUGGUCCUAUAAUUGAAAACAUCUACGCAGGAGGAAACUGUUCGUUUGCAACUUCGGUUAAGUUUCUUUCACAGGAAGCACGAGAAGAGUCGAACACAGCCAGGGUCAGCAAUGUAACCACUGAUGUAAUUGACAAAUGGGUCUCUGAAUGUAAUUCAAAGUCAUGGAAAAAGAUCAAGGGGGAAAUCCUCAGGACUUUUUCCUCUGCAUCCUCUAUGAAUCAAAUCUUCCUCGACCAAAGCAACGACAAACAUUUGCAGACCUCGUCAAAGUACUGCGGCUUGAACAUGUCACAUGCGCGGCAUUCUUUUAAGAAACUGUCGAGGAAGGAUCACGUCUUGGCAGAGGUCCAGGAUGCUGUGCUGCUCUUGCUUCCCUCUCUUGACGAGAUGCCGGAGGGAGUGGAGGGGUUGAGGAUCUUCCUGCUUCUCAAUGAGCUCCUGCAUUGGAUCCAGAGACACGGCACGCGAGGAACGAGCACGACUCUUACUGAGGCGGUCGCCGCUGCCGCGCAAAGACUCUCCGCUGAGAGCCUCCAGGUCUUAGGGGACUGGUGGUCCUCACAGACGUCCUCCACUAAGGUGCGACACGUUGGCGUAUGGAAGAAGGCCCUCUCAGAGAUCCUUUGCUCACAUCCUGUUCCUCGUGGCCCGCGGCUCAGAAAUCUGCUGCUAGUCCUCCAGAAUAUGUACAACGCCAACGGGCGGGUCGCAGAACAUCAGAGAAUCCCAGAACAAACCUUUUGUGUGGAGGUUAGCCAAACAUUUCUCGAGGAGGAUCUUAGGAUCUGGCGGUCAAUGUCAAAUAUGAAGGUUUUGGAUAAUCGGCCAUUUGUUCUUUGUAACUUCCCAUUUGUGAUGGAUCUGAAAUCAAAGAAAAUGGCUUUCGACAUCUAUGCCACAAUCACUCAAAGAGCACACCAGCCAAUGAUUCCUUAUGGACCGGCUACAGAGUCAUACUUUUUUUUGGGACUGAAGCUGAAGCGAGCGUCACUUUUGGAAGGUACCUUCAAGCAACUGGCUGCUGCUCAUCCCCAGGAACUCAAGAAGCCACUUGCGGUCUAUUAUGAUGAGGACCCAAAGCUCACAGACGUCAACAAAAGAGACCUUUUCCACCACUUGUUCCGUAAAAUGGUCUCCCCUGGAUCUGGAACGUUCAUGUUCAACGACUCCGAAACGCUGGCCUGGUUCCCUUCCACGGCAAAUGAGGAGGACAAGACACACUUCUUCCUGUUUGGUGUUUUGUGUGGACUGGCCUUGUGGAACAACAGCGUCAUACACUUACCCUUCCCGCUGGUCCUGUUCAAGAAGCUGCUCGGUGUCGAGCCGACGCUGGAGGAUCUGAAGGAAUUCAGCCCGGAUGUUGGAAAAAGUCUGCAGUGCAUCCUGAACUAUGACGAGGAUGAACUAAUGAAACUGGACGGGGAUUUUAUUAUAAACUGGGAUGGGACAGAGGUUUGCCUUGACCCCCGAAAUCCUGAGAAGCUACUGACAGUUCUGAAUAAGAAGGAGUUUGUGGAUGCCUACGUGAGCCAUGCCUUCAACGCGUCAGUGGAGGCCGUGUUUGAGGAGUUCAAGCGGGGAUUCUUCCGGGUGUGUGACCGGGAUCCGGUGACUCUGUUUCGGCCGGAGGAGCUGCAGGGACUGCUGGUGGGCCAAGACGUCUACGAAUGGGCGAAACUGAAACAGAACACAGUGUGGGAUCUUUGGAUUGGCUCCAGCAACAAGCAGAUGUUUUGGGAGGUUUUUGAUGAGCUGACUGAAGACCAGAGGAAAGAUUUCCUUUGGUUCCUGACCGGGUCCAGGAGGGUUCCUAUCCUUGGCAUGGACCAGGUCAGGAUGAAAGUUCAAGUUCCGCAACUCAAGAAUGGUCAGGGCUACGAUCAGCACUUCCCCGAGGCUCUGACAUGUCAUUCCAUUCUGUACCUGCCCUUGUACUCGUCCAAGGAGAUCAUGCGAGAAAAGCUGACGGAGGCCCUGAAAACUGAGAGAGUAUUCUCCAUGUGAUGUGCUGCCUUUCACAUCCUACCUCCGGAUUAAAACUAAAAUCACUGUACUUACAUGACUUGUCACUGACCAGAGAGUGGCCAUUCCUCUCUGGCAGCACUAAUGAGUAGCAGCAUGAAAAGGCACUUUGAGUGUAACAUGUAUUGAUUCCACUGAGAAUGUUAGGCUGUUUAUGUUUGUUGUUGUUUGUUUUGAUUUUUUCUCAUUAUCUGUCUUAACUUUUAUUUACUGUUUUAUUCUCAGACCAAGUUGCCAAUACAUGAAGUAGUGUCCUCAUGUUUAUUAUUUACCUUUAACUUAAUCAAAGACAUUCCAAUACAACGGCUGAUUAUUUGCUAGAAAAUGUGAUAUUUAAGCUGUAUUUUUAUUACUAUUUUUCAAUUUAUUGUUUGUGUUUAAUUGCAUUAUGUAUUAACAGGAGUAAAUUGGGUUGGAGAAGAUAUUGCUGUCAAAACAUACAAACCAAUCACUGUGUGUAAAUUAGGCUACUAUUUCCUGAAGUUUAUUUUGCACUUUAUCUUUAAUUCCUUCUGGGGGAAAUUGCUUUUUGAUGACUUAAUAAAUCUAUUAUAUUUUGUUUCUACCUCAUAAAAUGUUAUCGUUGUCGAAACCAAAAAACAUUACAUCAGAAACUCUCAAUAAUAUGCUACAUUUGUUACUUGAAAAACUAGAAAUAAAAUAUAUUUAAUUUAAAA
Molecule: messenger RNA, 3773 nt
Organism: Gasterosteus aculeatus aculeatus (three-spined stickleback)
Lineage: Eukaryota; Metazoa; Chordata; Actinopteri; Perciformes; Gasterosteidae
Product: putative E3 ubiquitin-protein ligase HERC3
Biological process (GO): protein ubiquitination; ubiquitin-dependent protein catabolic process
Cellular component (GO): cytoplasm
Molecular function (GO): ubiquitin protein ligase activity
Source: RefSeq, a predicted model, not a curated record